Messenger RNA from Acipenser ruthenus (sterlet), 1865 nucleotides. RefSeq lists its product as uncharacterized. The record is from RefSeq and is a predicted model, not a curated record. The coding region runs from base 255 to 1136 and encodes 293 amino acids. Lineage: Eukaryota; Metazoa; Chordata; Actinopteri; Acipenseriformes; Acipenseridae. The transcript is spliced from 5 exons.
AAAACACACACAGAGCUGGGACUCCAGCCUUCAGUCAAGGCUGUCUGAGUCGGUUUCAGCGGUCGUGUUGUGAUCGGCAGAGAAUCGGAAAGCGUCACCUGCGAUCGAGAGCUGCCGGAGACUGCAAAGUGACAGACCGACAAACAUGAACUUUACCGGGAUUUCGACAAGCUGAAGAAAACAAGCCACGGGAAAGAGCAAAUCCAGAGAACCCAACACCGGCCUCCCGACGCUCAUGAAGAAGACUUCCAGUGAUGGAGACUGGGGUUCCUGAGGCAGUAGAGAGGGAGUCUCGGGGAACAGCGGAGGAAGAGGAGGAAAAUGGGUCUUCCGCGAUGAUCUGGAGCCUGGAAGAGGCGAACGAGAAGCAGACGUCUCAGAUCGGUGCCUCUGCGUGCGGCGCCACGGCCGUGAUCGACGUGCUUCAGGCGCUGGGCUUCAACGUGGCGGCCCAGGUCGUCGACCGCUGUGUCAGGACCAACCUGCGCAAGAACGAAGCCCUCCUGCCAGAAUACCUGCUGUCCAGGAGUGUGGCAGGGACCACGUCCGCUCAGCUGGUGGCCGGUGUGGAGAGGCUCACCGGGGGUGUGGUGGUGGGCAGGUUGUUCUGCCUGUAUCCUGAGAGGCAGGUGGACCUGUGCCGGUGGCUGUGCCAGUGGAUCCGGAAGGGGGCGGUCCCCGUGGCCACCAUGAACAUGCAGGUGGGCGUGCCCCCGGGGGAGGAGAUUCCCGACGCCUGGCACCACCAGAUGGUGUUUGGGGUGGCGCCAGACACCGUCUACAUGACCAACCCUCUGGAAGCGGAGAAGGCCAGCCUGGUGAAGCAGCGGCUGUGCAGCGACUCUGUGCUGCUGGUCCGGAGGGAGGACGUUCUGAUGAGGCUGUCCGACGACACCAAGCUGUCCGCGCUGUCCCAAGUGCAGGACGACCCCCGCUGGGACCAGCUGGAUGUGGCAGGCCAGGUGGGUCAGAUGAUAUAUGAGGAGAUCACUCCGGAUGAAGGCGCUGCCACCACCCACCUGGUGAUCCCGGCCGUGUAUAAAUCAGGGAUCACUCUGUUUGCAGUGAAGGACAGCGAGCUGGGAGAGGAGCUGCUGAGUGCUGCGGACCUGCCCCUGCUGCACCCCCCUCACUGAACACACAUGCACACACACCCCUCACUGAACACACAUGCACACACACACACACACACACACAACCCCUCACUGAACACACACACCCCUCACUGAACGCACGCACACACACACACACCCCUCACUGAACACACACACACACCUCUCCCCCCUCCCCUCACUGCAAACACACACACCCCACCCCCGACAGUCAUGACCUUAUCAACCAGAACGCUGUCAACACAUGUUGCAUAAAGGGAUGAUGACAGGCAUUGCAAGCACGGGUCACAACGGGCUGCAUUGUAGUUGAAAGUGUAUUAUUAGUAAUAAAAUCUCUAAAGCCCCUUUCACACUGGCGCUCCUCCCCGGGUCCGGGUAGUAUAACAUUGGCUUUGUUUGGCUGAUCUAAAAUCCUGAUUCCAGUCACACCUUUAACAUUCGUUCCAGCCCUUCAAUACUGGUGGGGAUUUUAACAUUACAGAGGUAUAUAUGGGCACUCAGAGGCCCUUCUGAUCGAGGUGGUCUUCAAUGCAGGUUAUGCAUUGUUGGGCCAGGAGGUGGAGCAAUUGUAUAGAAAAAAAAAAUGUUUAGUUUUUUUUUACUGUUUAAACUGUAAUGAAAUCAAAUAUGCUGUAAACAUUCUUUUUCUUUUUCAAUUUUUUCUUGUAGUGGACUGCAUGCAUUUAUUUGGUGUUUUUAAAGACAGAAUGUGUAUAAAUACAGUUUUGAAAUAAUAAAAUCAAUGUGAUUUUA